AUGGAGGAUACAUCAUUUGAGAAAGGGGAGAAUUUGGAAAUGUACAAAGAUGCAUUCGCGCCCCAGCCUACGGGGAAAAUAAUGAAAGCCUGGGAACGAGCACCAGUCACCUCACACGCCCCGCGCUUACACGGACAAAAAAUCUGGAAAAAGAGAGGUGGACUGCGUGCUGUGGAGGAAAAUAAGGAGAAUUACAAUGAUGCAUUUAUGGAGUUGGAGAAAGAAGGCGCGGGUGCGAGAAAGAAGGCGAGAGUUUUGGGGAUUAAAGAGGAUAUUUCUCGAGCAAAGUGGCUUGAUGGGAAAGAUGAGAGAGACGCGUGGGAUGAAGAUCUGUUGAUGGGUAUGGGGAGUCCGAGGAAAAAUAUGCCGGGAAGUCCGGAUAAAUUACAAGUGGUGCCCAGGAAGAGGACGAAUGCGAAUUUGGUUAUUACGCCGAGGAAACCGUUGCGGCAGAUGUUGCUUGGUGGGGAGGGAAGCAUGAACAUGGUUAUGCCACUUCCGCCGGUGGAGGGGAAGGAGGCGAGUGGCAGUCCAGUGAGGAACAGAAAGCACCCGAGGAAGAGUAUGAGAAGGUCGGCCAUGCCAGUGGACGAUGCGCAGAUGGUUGAUGAGGGAAAGCAUCAUGUGCGACGCGCUUCUUGGGAGUUCGAUUUUGAAAUGGCUGCCGGCGAGAAGAAAAUGGAACCAAAGCAAGGAUUCGAACUGUCGCCUAAGAAAACGCCCAAGAGACAAAGCCUUCGAAGAUCAAUGCGUGGAAGAGUUUCAGAAUUAGUUCAGGUUUCUGAGCAGAUUUCGGCUGACGUUAGUGAGGACCAAAGCUUACAUACUGGACUUGGACUUGAUUCCGUUCCUCUUCAAGUCGAAACCAAGGAAGAUCGUGCAGGCGUAAUGGGGCUGGAUCACAAACAGAAUAUACCUUUAGAGUGCGACCAGUCUCUAACCACAGAACCUCUCUCACGAGCAGCAUCGGCCAGAAAGCAAGAUGAAACAACCAGCCUUCAAGCUGAGCCCCUAGGUGCAGUAACGGAGAGCGCGCAAAUCCAACCUGAGAAUCUUCCUACCGAAAAGCCUACCAAAAGCGCCAAGCAGAUGAUGACAAGCUCACGUCGAAGCUCACGUCGAAGCUCACGUCGAAGCUCACGUCAAAGUGAUCGACUGCGUCUUGAGUCGAUCGUUGAGACCUCUUUGAAUACGAAGAAUACAGAGGCAAUUACAUUAAACGCUUUUACUGCGGACAUUCGAGAUCCCGCGUCCGAGGCGACAUACCAAUUUACUGGCGAUUUUUCGAAUUAUACAAUUACUUCUACAUCAGCCCUGGAGCUCCAAGAAGAGGUAUUUGAUGCUAGGAAUGAAGUGAUGGGUGCACGCCGAGGAGGGUCGAGUGUUGUCGAAGUUCCGACUCCUUUCGAAGCAGUAAAUCAGAUUGUUGAAGAACUGCUUGAGCAACCAGUCUCAACCAACGUCAGUUCAGAUAGUGUUGAGCCCCUGGAUUUGAUGCUGCAUGCACACACUGAGAAUUCUUUGGUCAAUUUGCCGGCCAACAUCCAUGGACCAGAAGUUUUUGGUGAUCUUGAAGACGUUCAGCUGGCUGAGGAAAGCCCAACCGAUCACGUGGCUCCAUUGGAAGAUUCUGGUGACGAAGAUAUGGACGAUUCUAUGUCGGAGAUUUCGGGAAUCUUGCUCGAAUCCACUAUCAAUGUCGCCAAUCUUGGACUUUUGGGUUCAGAUGAAUCGUUUGUUAAUGAUAAAAACGAAAUUGAGAAUGCCGUGGAAUCUAACCCUAUCGAGGAUCCCGAAUCAUUUGAUUUGAUGCCAAUCAAUAGCCUGCACGCUAACAAUCCGCUUACCAAUCCCGAAUCCGACGUCACGCUCGCUGAACCAUCAGCAGCAUUUGCGGUAAGCUCUGAAGUCGACGUUUUCUCGUCGAGUACAAAUUCUUUUGAGAACGAUGAUACGGAUAUGCUUCGCCAAUUUCUCACCCGAGUCCAGGCAGAUAAAGCUGCAAAAGCCGCAGCUCCCGCUCUCAAAAAGAGAAAGUCACUACCCCAUUCACCUCUUCGAAUUCCACUUGGAGAUAUCAUGAAUGCAGAAGCAUCAUCACCAAUACAAGCGCCAAAGGAUGAGUUUGACUUAAGCGUCCCAGCUACAUUAUCACCUACGCGUAAGAGCCGGGUGGCAACUCCAUCGACGAACGAAGUAGAAUCAGAUUUUAAAUCCAUCAGACGUAGUGGGAGAACCCGCCCACCAGUCCCUAAGAUUCCACUUCCAGCACCUAGCUCUAUUCCAGUUCGAAGACUCGGUGGCCAGGAUGGCGAUACGACUGUAACUCUCAAGCAAAGCGUCGAAAAGGAAAUGGCCGCUCUAACUCGUGUAAAUACGAGAAAGAAUAAAGCAGGGGCAGUUCUUCCAGAAAUGCUAUUAGCUAGGAAAGCCGAUGGAAAAGAAAAUCCAGCAAAGAGGCAAAAGGAGUUAAAGGAGAUGUUUGACGAGAAAAUCAGGAGAGAGAAAAAGGCUAAAAGCAAAUCGAAGAAGACGGUGGUAUGGGCGGAGGAGAUUGCGCAGUAUCAAACAUUGGAGAAGAAAGAGAAGAAGACGAUGGAGAGUAGGAGGGUCAACAUGAGUGGUGAGAGAAUUGUGGAUGAAAGCAAGAUUGGAGAAAAGGAAAAAGGAGAAGCUACGGAGAAAAAGGGGAGAGUUAAGAUUCCUACCGGUUCAAGUUCGAGGAAGAGCAAGAUUGCGGUGGGGAUUCCUACCGCAAUUGGGACGCCGGCUAGAAAGAAGAGGGUGGUGAAAUCAUAG
This is a messenger RNA of Sclerotinia borealis F-4128, 2799 nucleotides long. The record is from the annotation of a GenBank genome assembly. Lineage: Eukaryota; Fungi; Ascomycota; Leotiomycetes; Helotiales; Sclerotiniaceae.